CUCUCUCCUAACCUGACUCUCCCUGAUGAGAACCAAUUUGCCUCGGACGGAGUCUGUCCAGUCGACUGUUACGACCAGUUCCUCAUCUACCUGGCCGUCAUGUGCCUUCUAAAGUUCGUCGGGGCCACUGGGCGAUCUACUGAUCUGUUGCUGGUCCUUCGCUGUGUUCCGGCUGAGGACAAAACCAUUGCUCUGGGCAUUGGCAGCAUGCUCUUCUCCGUUUUGAGCUUCAUCCCCAGUCCCAUUGUGUUCGGCUGGAUCCUGGACAGCUAUUGUCUGGUCUGGGGCAAGACCUGCAGCACUAAGGGAAACUGCUGGCUCUACGAUACCAGCUCUUUGAGGUACACAAUGAAUCUAGUGUCCGCAACGCUCAUUUUAGUCGGUAGCUUCUGGCACAUUGCCGUCUGGUAUUAUGCAAAGGAUGUCAAAAUCUUCGACGAUGAGGAGGUAAAAAAAAAUCCACAAAAGGAAGAACCAGAAAUAACGGAGCUGAUGGAAAAACCUAGUAAAAAUGAUAAGAAUUGAGGCAAAAGUAUAUAUACCUAGGAGAAAA
Messenger RNA from Drosophila guanche, 553 nucleotides. RefSeq names its product solute carrier organic anion transporter family member 5A1-like. Lineage: Eukaryota; Metazoa; Arthropoda; Insecta; Diptera; Drosophilidae. Gene Ontology annotation, cellular component: membrane. The transcript is spliced from 3 exons. The record is from RefSeq and is a predicted model, not a curated record. The coding region runs from base 100 to 525 and encodes 141 amino acids. Gene Ontology annotation, biological process: transmembrane transport; sodium-independent organic anion transport.